Molecule: messenger RNA, 2036 nt
Organism: Dioscorea cayenensis subsp. rotundata (Guinea yam)
Lineage: Eukaryota; Viridiplantae; Streptophyta; Magnoliopsida; Dioscoreales; Dioscoreaceae
Product: 2,3-bisphosphoglycerate-independent phosphoglycerate mutase
Exons: 10
Coding region: 169-1848 (559 amino acids)
Biological process (GO): glucose catabolic process
Cellular component (GO): cytoplasm
Molecular function (GO): manganese ion binding
Source: RefSeq, a predicted model, not a curated record
AUGCGGGUUAGAAUAGUACACUUGUGGUUUUAGACUUCGGUGGUUCCUCGACGAAUGCUACUCCUUCUUCUCUCUAUUUAUAGUUGAGACCUCAUCGUCUGAAGAAAAACCUAGCGAAGUAUCUCUUCGGGAUCGAGUUCUCUUUCUCUUUGCUUCUUCUUUUUCGAAAUGAGUAGCUCUGGGGUUUCAUGGAAGUUGGAGGACCAUCCAAAGCUUCCCAAGGGGAAGACUGUGGCUGUUGUGGUCUUGGAUGGAUGGGGCGAGGCUAAUCCGGAUAAAUACAAUUGCAUUCAUGUUGCUGAGACACCGACCAUGGACUCGCUUAAGAAGGGUGCUCCAGAAAAAUGGAGGUUGGUAAAAGCUCAUGGCAAAGCAGUUGGUCUUCCUACUGAAGAUGACAUGGGAAACAGUGAAGUAGGUCACAAUGCACUUGGAGCUGGACGAAUUUAUGCUCAAGGUGCCAAGUUGGUGGACUUUGCACUUGCAUCUGGAAAAAUAUAUGAAGGAGAGGGUUUUAAAUAUAUCAAGGAAUGUUUUGAUAAGGGCACUUUACAUCUUAUUGGAUUAUUGAGUGAUGGAGGGGUUCAUUCACGGCUUGAUCAAUUGCAGUUGCUUCUGAAAGGUGCCAGUGAAAAUUGUGCAAAAAGGAUCCGUGUGCAUAUUCUUACUGAUGGACGUGAUGUUUUGGAUGGUACUAGUGUUGGCUUUGUAGAAACAUUAGAGAAUGACCUUUUAAAGCUACAAGAGAAAGGUGUUGAUGCACAAAUUGCAUCUGGUGGGGGGCGAAUGUAUGUCACUAUGGAUCGUUAUGAGAAUGAUUGGGGGGUUGUUAAGCGUGGUUGGGAUGCUCAAGUUCUUGGUGAAGCACCACAUAAGUUUCGAAGUGCUGUUGAAGCCGUGAAAAAGCUCAGAGAGGAUCCCAAUGUUAACGAUCAAUAUUUGCCCCCUUUUGUUAUUGUUGACGAGAGUGGGAAACCUGUUGGGCCUAUUCUGGAUGGUGAUGCUGUUGUAACAUUCAACUUCCGAGCAGAUCGUAUGGUGAUGAUUGCGAAGGCAUUAGAAUAUGAAGAUUUUGACAAAUUUGAUCGCGUCCGUGUUCCAAAGAUUCAUUAUGCUGGAAUGCUUCAGUAUGACGGUGAACUGAAGCUUCCAAAACACUAUCUUGUAGAUCCUCCAGAGAUAGAAAGAACAUCUGGUGAAUACUUAGUGCACAAUGGAAUUCGAACAUUUGCUUGCAGCGAGACAGUCAAAUUUGGUCAUGUGACCUUUUUCUGGAAUGGCAAUCGGUCUGGUUAUUUUGAUGCAUCCAUGGAAGAAUAUGUUGAAAUUCCUAGUGAUGCUGGAAUUACCUUCAAUGUGCAACCUAAGAUGAAAGCCCUGGAAAUUGCAGAGAAGGCAAGGGAUGCUAUUCUCAGCCGCAAGUUUGACCAGGUUCGUGUUAAUCUUCCCAACGGAGACAUGGUGGGACAUACAGGUGACAUUGAGGCCACUGUUGUAGCUUGCAAGGCUGCAGAUGAAGCCGUCAAGAUGAUUUUAGAUGCCAUAGAGCAGGUUGGUGGGAUCUAUGUUGUCACUGCUGAUCAUGGAAAUGCUGAAGACAUGGUGAAGAGGAACAAAUCUGGCCAGCCUGCGCUUGACAAAAAUGGGAAUAUUCAAGUUCUCACAUCUCACACGCUUCAACCGGUACCUAUUGCUAUCGGCGGACCUGGACUAAUGCAUGGAGUACGAUUCCGGAGUGACGUGCCUGAUGGUGGUCUGGCAAAUGUUGCAGCUACUGUAAUGAACCUCCAUGCCUUCAUUGCUCCUAGCGACUAUGAACCAACUCUGAUUGAAGUGGUAGACAACUGAUAGGCAUUUAAUUGCAAGUGCUAUUGAUGUUUAUCCACGCAUCAGUGAGCUCUAAAUAAUUUUGUUUUUGGAAUCAGAGUAUUGUUUGCAGUCUUGAUGGAUGGUUUGUAUAAUGUGACUCGCUAAAUUGUGACAUAACUGUCAUUUUAAUGCUCUACUUAUUCUACUCAAUAAUUGCUUCAAAUGAA